AUGACUUUGACCGUCGAGCUCAAGACUCCUGUCACGGGUGCUUACCAGCAGCCCAUCGGUCUCUUCAUCAACAACGAGUGGGUUGAGGGUGUUGACAAGAAGAAGUUCGAGGUCAUCAACCCCGCCACCGAAGAGGUCAUUACCUCAGUUUGCGAGGCCACCGAGAAGGAUGUCGACCUUGCCGUCGCCGCUGCCCGUAAGGCUUUCGAGACCACAUGGAAGCAGGUUACACCCCAACAGCGAUCUGUCAUGAUGAUCAAGCUUGCCGAUCUCGUUGAGAAGAACCUCGAGCUCCUUGCUGCCGUAGAGUCUCUUGACAACGGCAAGUCCAUCACCAUGGCCAAGGGUGACGUCGGUGCUGUUGCUGGCUGCAUCCGAUACUACGGAGGAUGGGCCGACAAGAUUGAGGGCAAGACCAUUGACAUUGCCCCCGACAUGUUCCACUAUACCCGCCCAGAGCCUAUUGGUGUCUGUGGUCAGAUCAUCCCCUGGAACUUCCCUCUUCUCAUGCUCGCCUGGAAGAUUGGCCCCGCCCUGGCUACUGGCAACACUAUUGUCAUGAAGUCCGCUGAACAGACCCCUCUGUCCGCUCUCGUCUUUGCCAAUCUGGUCAAGGAGGCCGGUUUCCCCCCUGGUGUCUUCAACCUGAUCUCUGGUUUCGGCAAGGUUGCUGGUGCCGCCAUCUCCUCCCACAUGGACAUUGACAAGGUUGCCUUUACUGGUUCUACCGUCAUUGGCCGUACUAUCAUGAAGGCUGCUGCCGCUUCCAACCUGAAGAAGGUCACAUUGGAGCUUGGUGGCAAGUCUCCCAACAUCAUCUUCAAUGAUGCCGACAUUGAGCAGGCCAUUUCAUGGGUCAACUUUGGUAUCUACUUCAACCACGGCCAGUGCUGCUGUGCUGGUACCCGUAUCUUCGUCCAGGAGGGUGUCUAUGACAAAUUCCUCGAGGCUUUCAAGAAGCGUGCCCAGCAGAACAAGGUUGGUGACCCAUUCGCCCAAGACACCUUCCAGGGCCCCCAGGUCAGCCAGCUUCAGUACGACCGUAUCAUGAGCUACAUCAAGUCCGGUAAGGAUGAGGGUGCCACAGUCGAGAUUGGUGGUGAGCGCCACGGCGACAAGGGAUACUUCAUCCAGCCUACCAUUUUCAGCAACGUCAAGCCUGAAAUGAAGAUCAUGCAGGAGGAGAUUUUCGGCCCUGUCUGCGCCAUCUCCAAGUUCAAGACCGAGGAGGAGGUCAUCAAGUUGGGUAACGAGACCACUUACGGCCUUGCUGCUGCCAUCCACACCAAGGACCUCAACACCAGCAUCCGUGUCAGCAACGCCCUCAAGGCUGGUACCGUCUGGGUCAACUGCUACAACAUGCUCUCCCACCAAUUGCCGUUCGGUGGUUUCAAGGAGUCUGGUAUUGGUCGUGAACUGGGUGAGGCUGCUUUGGCCAACUACACUCAGAACAAGAGUGUUGCCGUGAGACUUGGUGGUGCUCUCUUUGGUUAA
Messenger RNA from Pochonia chlamydosporia 170, 1494 nucleotides. RefSeq names its product aldehyde dehydrogenase. Bases 1 to 1494 code for a protein of 497 amino acids. The record is from RefSeq and is a predicted model, not a curated record. NCBI's taxonomy places the organism in Eukaryota, Fungi, Ascomycota, Sordariomycetes, Hypocreales, Clavicipitaceae. The transcript has 5 exons. Gene Ontology annotation, molecular function: aldehyde dehydrogenase (NAD+) activity.